This is a messenger RNA of Eimeria tenella, 237 nucleotides long. RefSeq lists its product as uncharacterized. Lineage: Eukaryota; Apicomplexa; Conoidasida; Eucoccidiorida; Eimeriidae. The transcript has 2 exons. The record is from RefSeq and is a predicted model, not a curated record. The annotation marks the transcript as partial.
CGACCAACAGCCCUGGUUCUGCCUUUUGGGACCCACAGCAGCAGCAGCAGCAGCAACAGCAGCAGCAGCAGCAGCAGCAAGAACUGCAGCAGCACCAGCAGUCGGAGAGUGAAGAGGAUGAGGAUGAAGAGGAGGAGGAGCGGCAAGAACAGCAGCAAGACCAGCAGCAGCAGCAGCAGCAAGAGCAGCCGCAGGAGCAGGAGCAAGAGGAGCAGCAGCAGGAGGAGCAGCAGCUAG